Messenger RNA from Moneuplotes crassus, 3513 nucleotides. Lineage: Eukaryota; Ciliophora; Spirotrichea; Euplotida; Euplotidae. The record is from the annotation of a GenBank genome assembly.
UAACUUAUCACCUGAAACAUGGGGCUAAAUAAUAUUACAAUUAUUAAAAUGGAGAGGUACUGCCAACCAAGUGGCUUUCCCAAGCUAUACAAAGCCCCCAUUAAAAAGAGACAUCCUGUCAACCCCUACUCCUCAAUCUCGAGGCUGAGCAAGGUCUCCACAGAGUACAUGAACACAAGGAAGAGCCUUCGAAGCUCGCGAGAUCGUAUCGUAGAGCUCUCAAGAAAUCAUCAGAGGUACAAAAGUCCUCUUGCUACAAAGAAAAAGAGUAUUUUUGAGGAAAACAAGGCUGACAAUAUUGAACAUUUUAAGAGAAUGCCUCUUGUGAGGCUCUCUAGGAAUUCACAGAACGAAAGUACGGCCCAAACAGCAUUUAAAACUGUGAAGUCCUGUCAGAAUCUCCCACAAAGCUUCAUGUGGGAUACUUGAACCAAUAAGAAGACUUUCGAUUCCAAUUCAAAAAAUGUGAUUAAGAUAAAAAUGGUAAACCAUCAUAAAUUCAAAGGAAAGGAAUUUAAACCCAAAGACACUAAAUUCAAAAAAUACUUAGAUGAAAUUAGUUCAAAAAUACCUGCAAUGGAGAGCUCGCCUCGUAGAUCCUUCCUUAAGCCCAUCAUUAAUCGUCCCAUUAUUCCCAAGAAUAAGGGUAUCAGCCCUAUGAAAUUCUUGACAAAGAAAAAGACUAAUAGAAGAACCCACUUCGACCACAAAAGCAUAUUUAAGAUGGCCAACAGGUUUAGAAAAAGUAGGAAUGACAGUAGCCAAAACCAUGUCAAAUCAAAACUCCAGAGUAUAGAGCAAGCAAUGACUUCUGAAGUAACAAAUGGUGAGAACCAGCUUUCCUACAAUCUUGACGUUAGCAGCUCGGAAUACUUUACUGACAGUGAUGAUGAAAUGUUUGAUAGAGAUGAUAUCUUCAUACCUCACGAUGAGAUUUGUGCUUUAGGUAUCCAAGAAGAGACCAUUACAGCUAUUAAAUAAGAAAGUCAAUAACCGAGAAUUAAAGUUAAACAAUCUCUCUUUAGGAGAUGAAUUUAUAAUGUCAAUAGCAAAUUUACUCAAGAAAGAUAAUAAUUUACGCUCUGUACAACUCUCAAGAAAUAAAAUAGCGACUAAGGGAGCAAUGGCCAUCAUGAACAAGAUCUCUAAUUCCCUAUAUUUCUUAGAUAUCUCAUGAAAUCCUGAUAUCAGGAAAGAUGCAUACAAAUUUCUUGGGAGAUAUGUACUCAAAGAUUAUAGAAAAAGAAUUACAGAACUUGAUCUUGAAGGAAAUAACCUUGGUGAUGAAGCUCUCAGGAUCAUCUGUGAUGGACUCAAUGGAUACUCUUCAGUGAAAUGCUUGAACCUAAGUUCAAAUAACAUUACAGAUAGUGGAUGAAUCUACAUUAAAGAGAUGCUUGAGUAUAAUACUUCGAUCCAUACUCUAUUUCUCAGCUGGAACGAGAUUAAAGGAGAAGGAAUUGCUAGCAUAUCCCAAUCUUUGAAGAUAAAUAAUUCUGUCAAAGUGAUUGAUCUCAGCUUUAACCCAUUAGGUCAUAUGUACACUCAAAAGUACAAUGGAAUCGUUGGAUUUAGCAAUGGAUUAGGAGAAAAUACCUCCAUUGUACAUAUAGACCUUUCCUUCAAUGGACUUACCACUGAAGAUUGAGAGAUACUAAAUGAAGGCCUGAAGAAGAACAAUACUAUUCUAGGUAUCCACAUGAUGGGAAACAGUCGAGGCCUUGAUUCCAAAGGAUUUUGAUCGGCUGACAUUAUUCCUCCUAGCGCCUCUCAUAUCUACAAAAGAAUCAAUAAAUCUUUAAAAGCAGGCGAAAUUCAUGUCAAAGAUCUUGACCUGAACUUAUUCACUAAUUGAUGGGUCUGUGAAGGAUGGUCUCCGAUGACCUUCAGGUUUCGGAGGGACAAGUCAAACCUACCUCACUCAAAGUUUAAAUCUACAGAUGAUGUGCUUAUUCACCUAAGUAUUGAUGAGUUUUAUCCAGAUCUUAUGAGGAAAGAUCCAGAAAACCCCGAUGAAUAUUUCAUAACUAGAAUGGUUCCUUCAAAACCAAUCCAGUUUUAUUUUAGUGUGAAUGGUAUUGCGAGAUACAGAGUAGACAUCGAGAAUAAGUCAGCUCUGGCUUCCAAAUACCCUGGAUUAAAGAAGGUAGAGCAUAGAGGUGAUUCAAUGCCAUGGAGAGUUAAUAUCUCUCCAAUAGGGCCUCAAAAUACAGUAAAGAUAGACCUUGAUUAUCUUGAUUCAAUUUAUUGCCGGCCAAGGCCACCCAUCUACGUUCCCAAAGAGCCGGAGAAGCCUGCUCCCACACCAACAUGGGAGCAGGAGAAAUCGGUCUUCAAGAAGUACAGAGUGGAUAACACUAAGCUCCUAGGAAAAUGCUUCGAAUUCGAUUGGAAUUGCAGUAAAAUAGAGAAUAUGAUCCGAGAUGACUCUGAAAAGGAAAAAAUUAAAGAGUUCCUCCAGAAAAACUACAGGCUUAUGAGAGAGUGAUACAGGUAUUAUGCAGGAGUGAACCCGUGAGGAAUUCUUCCAUGCAUCGGACAGAAUGCAUUCAAUGAAUUAAUAUCUUCUACAAGAAUCGUUGAAAACAAAGCUAUGAAGCUUAGUGAUAUCGAUUUUGAAUUUAUUGUUACUAAGUCAGGCCACAAGAAAUCUGAAAUGAACCCAGAAAGAUGGCUAGUUAGGUACCAAUUUAUGGAAAUUUUUGUCAGAAUUGCUCUCCACAAGUACUAUAAAUCCAAGCUUGUUGAAACUCCUUUUGAAGCUAUUUAUAACUUGUGGACUCUGCACUUGAUCCCAAUUUUUAAAAAAUUUGAUUGUCACAAAUGGAGACUUGAAAAUCUUUGGAAUGUUGAGUGAGAUGAAGUGCUUGUAAAAUACAAGUCGAUUCUCAAAGAUAUCUUUGACAGAUACUCAGGAAAGUACACUAUACCAUCAAAACCCAAAUUCAUGAGUAUUGAGGAGUUUAUCUACCUCAUUAACGACUCUGGGGCAUUAAGGUACGAGGUUGGCCAAGGAAGUUCCUCAAUUGGAUGCCAAUUUAACCUUGCAAUGAUGACCUACGUUGACGAAAUCAACUCUGAUAAGCAUCUACAGAUGUUCUAUUACGAAUUUCUCGAGGCUAUCUCUAGAGUUGCCUGCAAGAUAUAAAAAUCUUUCCGAAUAUUGAAAGGUACCAAAACCGCUCUUCAAGUUUGAAUCCCAUUACCAAAACAACACCUCUUCAGAGUCCGAACAAAGGAGACUAUUUCGAAAAGCUUGAAUCAAUAUCUGAAGACUCUUUCCCUAUGAACCAAGCUUACGAAAUAGAUAGGUAUGGCAUCAGCCACAUAAUUAACGUUGAAAAGGAGCCUCUCUACCUCAAGCUUGAGAUCUUCAUUAAGCUCUGAGAAUUCACAAUCCUCAAAAACAGAAAUUUCUAUGAGAUCUAUGACGACUAAAUAAAUUUCUCAAAUUGCAAGCAGUGCCGAGACAGCUAGAAAUACCAAUCUGCUUUUAAUAUUCUGUACUUAAAA